UAUGAAAGGGACGGAUACUGUCAGAUACAGACUGCAAAUUUCUCCAGACCAAAUUCAAGGUACCAUUCUUGCCGUUACUUCCUGUGGUGAGUGUGUUCAUCAACAUUUCCGUGAUGGUUCAGCUGGGAGGAGCCACCUGGGCUCGCUUCGCUGUGUGGAUGGCUGGAGGAUUCAUUAUCUACUUUGGAUAUGGAGUGAGAAACAGUGUCCAGAGGCAAAGGUUACUCAGCAGUCAGGUCAACAUUGAAGCCACUGAAACCAAACCUGAUAAAGAUGGACCAAAUUGGAUGACCAGCUCCCCACAGCCCCUGAUUGGCAGACUGAACACAGAAAGGAUCCAUUGAGUGCAACCAGAGGAAUUUAGGGUGUUCAUGCCACUCGGGUAAACAACUGACCCCUCUCUCUGCACACUGUAUUCCUCCUCUCCCACUCUCUUUCUGUCUUUUCAUCCACUGCAUGUUUCCUGAAGAUCUGGGAACCUUUAACAGAGUGAACUAAAAGUUUUCUGUGGUCACUGUGAGGAUUCUCUGCCAUGAAGUGGAGGGUGCUGUUAGUUGCUCCGCUUGUUUCUAUUUUGAUCAUUCAGUUUGGCAUGUGCCAAGAGGCUGAACCCAACACAAAGACAAAAGCUGACAAGAGACCAAAUGGCAAGGCCAAGGUUGGAAAAGGGUCAGGAAAGGCUCUCGCUUCCAAACCGAGAGUGAAAAGCACCCCUCAGACUCCUAAAGCUGCUCAGACAUACCUCACCCAGGUGGUGGACAAGGGAAAGUUCCAGAAAGUGGGGGACACGCUGACUAUUCAAGCAGGUGAUACGCUAGAGAUGAGGUGUAAAGGAAAUCCUGUGCAGUGGACUGUUCCUGCGUAUCUACAAGAGGAUGAUGAAGGACGACUCAGGAUGAUUCAGCAUGAACGUUAUGGCACACUGAUUUUGGCAAAUGCAACAGCGGCUGAUACAGGGGAGUACACCUGCUAUCCCUUGUACUGUGAGGACAAAGACUGCAGAAAAGAAUAUGUCAAAGGCGUCAAAGUCUUCAUCUUUUUCUCUGAUCCUCAGGAGUUGUUUGUACCUUCCUCUGACUAUUAUGAGGUCCUUCGGCUUCGUACUAACUGGCCAACCAUCCUGCCGUGUCAGGUGACCUCUCCGUUGGCGAAGGUGACCCUGCACCAAGAGUUUCCUCCAAUGGAGGUGAAGGUGGAUGGUACAGAGAUCUCCUUUGACAAUAAAAAAGGAUUCACCAUCCACAGGCCAAAGCAGUAUCAUGCUGGAUCUCUCUACUGUGUGGCCAGCCUAGGGAACCUUCGCCAGAGCUCAACCAAGUACAUGCUGAUCUAUGUCAACUAUCCAGCCGCCCCUCCAACACCUGCAGUCCAGGCUUCUUCUAACACUGUGGCAAUGGGACAGAAUCUCCAGGUGACAUGCACUGUGGUGGGAGAACAGGAUGUGGUGGUGGAUUUCACCUGGGAAUACCCUGGACAGAAGAUUGGCCGCCCACUGUACACCCAAGACAGUGUGCAAACAGUGCAGGUGGACGGGCAGAACCGACAGCGCUCUCAGACGGUGCUGCUGGUGGAUGAGAUCAGAGAGGUCGACCAAGGAACAUACACCUGCACAGCCCAGAACCUUGUGGGUUCAAGAUCUGCAUCCACCUCAGUCAAAGUGCAGUCAGCACGCACUACCAACAAACCUAAAAAACUAUAAGAGGUGUCCAUCAGAGAAGUCCCAGUCUUCACAACUUUUUUGUUGAACCCUGGAACAAGCCAAUCAGAAUCUCAGUUUCUCUUAACUUGGGGUUCUGAUACAGACCUGAACAGAGUGACUUUAUUGUUUGACUUUAUUUUGGCUUCGUGUGCAGUGUACCACCGACAUAACCUUAAUGAAGAUGGUAGAACAUACGUAAGAAUGUAAACAUGUUAUGUCCUUUGAGCAAAAUGUCAACAAUUUAAUUAUGGCAAAUUCAUGAAGUAUGCAAAACUGAGAGACAUAAGAUUUAAAAAAGACAAACUUUUUAAAAAUAUAUUUUAUGUUGGAAAUAGGGUUGUCUGUACUUAUUCUACCUUCAGAAAACAACAUAGACUGCAUGUAAUUAUAUUUAACACAUUUUAAUACUGCCGAAUCUUGUACCUAAAUUACAUUUUCAGACUAUGCAAGUAAAACACAGGAUAUUUAUGCCAGAUUCUUGUUUUAUGUUCUCUAUAGCAAUUAAAACUCUUGUGAUAAUUGCACUAUAAAUUGCACAGUUUACCAGCUAUAGUAUAUGUAAACUGAAUUUGUAUUUUUAUUUUCCAAUAAAACGAUAAUAAAUGUCUCAUU
This is a messenger RNA of Myxocyprinus asiaticus (Chinese sucker), 2311 nucleotides long. Its product is annotated as platelet-derived growth factor receptor-like protein. The record is from RefSeq and is a predicted model, not a curated record. Bases 533 to 1699 code for a protein of 388 amino acids. The transcript has 9 exons. NCBI's taxonomy places the organism in Eukaryota, Metazoa, Chordata, Actinopteri, Cypriniformes, Catostomidae.